Molecule: messenger RNA, 669 nt
Organism: Lodderomyces margitis
Lineage: Eukaryota; Fungi; Ascomycota; Pichiomycetes; Serinales; Debaryomycetaceae
Gene: CLC1
Product: Clc1p
Exons: 1
Coding region: 1-669 (222 amino acids)
Biological process (GO): clathrin coat assembly; intracellular protein transport; clathrin-dependent endocytosis
Cellular component (GO): clathrin coat of coated pit; clathrin coat of trans-Golgi network vesicle; plasma membrane
Molecular function (GO): structural molecule activity; clathrin heavy chain binding
Source: RefSeq, a predicted model, not a curated record
AUGUCAGAAAAGUUUCCUGAAAUAGACGCGCCACAAUCAAACGGCAAUGACUUAGACCACUCCGAUUUUCUUUCUCGCGAGAAGGAGUUACUAGGCGACGAAUUCAAAACAGAUCAAGACAAAGUGUUGGAACAAGAGAGUGACGAUGAUAUAAACGAGUUCAAGGAACAAUUUCCCGAGGUCGAAGGAAGCGAAAGCGUGCAACAAGAAUUCAAGUCCACCGAGGAUGUCGAUGAUGAAGAGGCUGAUGUUGCGCUAGCUGAUUACGGUGCAACUGAGACUGUUAAAGACUUGUCCCAAUCGACGUCCAUAAAAGAAUGGAAGGAGCGCAGGGACUUGGAGAUUGAAGAGAGAGAGAAGGUCAAUUCACAGAAAAAGAAGGACAUCUUGUCCAAAGCACAGCAAACGAUUGAUGACUUUUACGAAAACUACAACCUGAAAAGAGAUAAGCACACUGCCGAGGUUGAAAAGGAGCAAGACGAAUUUCUCAAAAAGAGAGAUGAGUUUUUGAAACAUGGUACUUUGUGGGAUAGGGUCAAUGAAUUGAUCGAUGCCGUAGGAGGGCCCACUGUUGAUGCGGAGGGCAACGACAAGACAAGAUUUAGAAGCUUUUUGAAGAAUUUGAAGGGCAAGGAAAAGGUACCGGGAGCAGGUGGGUAUCAGGAGUAG